UCCGAGGUCCAAAGGCUGAGGCUUCCGUUAGUUGCCCGGCACUCCUGAUCCGCGGUCCUGUGACGUGAGCGCCCCCCGGGAUUUUAUGUGUGGGGCGGGGAGGCAGAGAGACUAACGUAUUUCGUGGGAUAUCACACAUGCUAAGCAAUCCAUCUCUUAAGGGACAUCGCUUCAAGCUCUUAACUACCUGUCAGGGUCUCAUGCAGCACAAGCUGGCCUCACACUUGAUAUAGAGCUAAGGAUGGCCUUGAACUCCUGAUCCUCCUACCUUCAAAGUACUGAGAAGAUGGACCUGAACCUCGAUGUAUGUUUGCUAUAUGAGUGGUUGAACCUAACACCAGAACAUCCCAGAUAGCCUUUAUCAGAAAGGAUGGAGUUGGGAAAUGGAAAACUGCUUAGGACAGGACUGAACUCACUAAAUCAAGCAGUACAUCCAGCCCAGGGCCUGGCCUGGACUGAUGGGAAUCGUGUAGUCCUGACUGAUUUACAGCUUCACAGUGGAGAGGCCAAGUUCGGAGACUCCCAAGUCAUUGGAAGUUUUGAAUCUGUCUGUGGGGUUUCCUGGGCCCCAGUCAGCACAGUGCAUUUGCCUGCUCUGCUUGCCAUCCAGCACAGGACGCUGGUCUCCGUGUGGCAGCUGUGUCCUAGCACUGCAGGAUCAAGCAAAUGGCAGAUGUCUCAGACCUCUGAAAUCAGGGAGUCACUCCCUAUCCUUCCUCAGGGCUGCAUGUGGCACCCAAAGGAUGCUGUCCUCACUGUGCUGACUGCGAAGGAUGUUUCCAUUUUUCCUAAUGUCCACCAAGAUGGUUCCAGGGUAAAAGUGGACAUCAACACCAAGAGCCGCAUUUACUGUGCUUGUUGGACCCUAGAUGGCCAGCGGCUGGUGGUAGCAAUAGGCAGCAGCCUUUAUUCGUAUAUUUGGGACAGUUCUCAGAAGUCCCUUCAUAGAUGCUCCUUCUGCCCAGUGUUUCCUGUGAACUGUUCCAUCCGCUCCAUCACAGCCACCGUGAACUCACAGGUUGCUAUAGCCACUGAACUUCCACUUGAUAAGCUUUGUGGCUUAAAUGCAUCUGAAGCCUUUGACGGUCCACCUAAUGGUGACAAUGGUGCUGUACGUACUCGUCCUGUGGGUGAAAUACCUCCUGUAGAUGAGCAGGUCGCCACUACAGACAUGAAUUCUGGAGUAACAGUUGGUCCCUCUUCAGUUCCUCUGGAUCUGACUCACAUACACUUCAACCCAUCAGGAGCUGAGCAGAGUUCUCUUAUUUUUUUAAGAAACAAGGACUACUUGACAGGAACUGGUCAAGAUUCUUCACAUUUGAUCCUGGUAACCUUCAAGGAAGCAAUUACCAUGACAAAAAAGGUCGCAAUUCCGGGCAUUCUGGUUCCUGAUUUAAUAGCAUUUAACCUGACUGCACAGCUACUGGCUGUGACUUCCAACACGAGUAACGUAAUCUUGAUCUAUUCGGUUAUUCCAUCUUCUAUGCCAAAUGUGCAGCAGAUUCAGUUAGAGAGUAACGAAAGACCAAAGGGCCUAUGUUUCUUGACAGACAGAUUAUUAUUAAUUGCUGUAGGGAAACAAAAGCCCACUGAAGCAGCCUUUCUUCCUUCUUCAGAAUCUGAUCAGUAUACUGUUCGUCUGAUAGUUAGAGAAAUAACCCUGGGAAGAGAAUCUUCUGGAACAUCUGCUGAAAGUCAGGGUGCUUACUCUGACUUCAAGGCUCUAUUAAAUAAAGCAGAUAGAGAAAAAGAGUUCACUGAGAGCCUUUCCCCAUGUUCAAGUCCCCUGAGCCAAGGGCUCUUGCUAACAGCUAACUCCAGUACUCAGAGUGGGGGGUCUGGAAGAGCCCUUAUUCAAGAAAUUAAAAGCCCCUUGUCCGGUCUGCCCAGUGAUUCCAUUGGCCAUCAAACCCUUCACAGGCCCUCCUGGCUUUGCACAGCUUUGCCUAGACCUAGCAGGACCCCAGAGUACCCCAGCACCCCAGAUCUGAAUUCACCUCAAAGAGAGAACUUACAAAAAGAAAAGGAAACUUGCCCACUUUCCAGAGAACUGGUUGGGAUGCAACAGUAUCUUUCUGAACUCAUGGAUUUUCUACACAAGGAGAAACGAGUCUCUCCUGCUUAUCCACCCUCUCAGGAUCCUCCCUAUGUUCACCUCAUUUACCAGAAACCUCAUUCUGUAGAUCCUGCUGAGAGAAGAGCAGUGCUUCUCUGCGACGGCAAGCUAAGGCUCAGUACUGUUCAACAGGCGUUUGGCCUCCACCUUGUUGAAAUGCUGCACGAUUCCCACUGGAUCCUCCUCUCUGCUGACAGCCAAGAUUUUAUCCCAUUAACUUUCACAGCUGCCCAGACAGUCGUGGUGAGAGAUGGCAGCCUGGCCAAGCCAGAGGAAGCUAGGGGCUCUCUUUCUCACAAUCAGGAUUCUGAUCCUCCACCUGAAGUCUUCGGAGACCUUGCUACCCAGAAUGUAGAUACUGCGGGCUGUUUUAACAGUGUGACCUGAUGGCUGGUUUGUAGCGCGCAUGUGCUACCAGAUUCCCCUCGGCUGUGCGCUUCCGGGCAGCGGGGCAAGAGGCUGCUUAUGUACUCGUGAUUGUGCGCCACUUUAAGGACAGAAUUCUAAGAAUGAAACAAUACCACGUGAGCAUAUGGAUUGUACUUUUUAGUUUUUCGAGACUGGGUUUCUCUGUGUAGCCCUGGCUGUCCUGGAACUCACUCUGUAGACCAGGCUGGCCUCGAACUCAGAAAUCCACCUGCCUCUGCCUCCCAAGUGCUGGGAUUAAAGGUGUGCACCACCACCGCCCAGCUGGAUUGUACUUCAGGAUGCUCCAAGGCCUUGCUUUCCCAGGCUGGAAGCUGUGUUAGCGCUGAUGCAAUGGAGUAGCGGUAGGUCUUUUUGCUCUAAAGAUGCAGGUGAGAAGAGCUGCUGGGGAGCCUGUGCUUCAACGAAGCCUUUUAAUCCAGUUCCUGGGGCAGCAGGGACCCCCCACUUCUGCUCUCUGGACUGUCUGGAUCAGAAAGAAGUUCUGAGGCAGGCCUGCCCUCUGCAGAUGUCAAAACAACCCUCUUGCUCCUGUAUACAGUUCUGGCUGACAGAGGUCCAGAUACUGCUAAAAAGUGCUCUGGGCAAAAUUUUAAUAAACUUCCAAGAUUUGACCCUUCUGGGACCACCAGUGCUCUCGGCCACCCACUGGGGGAGACCAUGCCUUGCUCUCUUGUCUUUCUAUUUAUAGUCCUCUCUUUGAGAUGUGCUCUUUUAUUUUCCAGUUUAAGGAUCACAAAAAUUUCCCAUCCUUCCCUCCCAAGAAUAAGCCUUCUUAGUUAACUUUUCAUUUGUUUGUUUUGUUUUUGAGGUAGGGGCUCAGACCCAUCUUGAACACGGGUGCUCUGGCUUCCACUGAGCCAUGUGUCCCGAGCCCAACUUGCCACUUUAACUUUGGUAUUUUUCUCUUAACUCCUUUCAAACCUGAGAGACCAGUUUAGGAUCAGAAAGUAUUUUAAAAAGUUGAAAAUUUCACAAAAAAAUCCAAACGAGUUCUAGAAAGCCUCAGUUUGUGUAUACUUGAUAAGGCACCUACUUAGUACAGUAGGAAAGACCCUGAUCCCUUAAUCUGCACCUAGCUGUGCAGGCAGUAUCCGUAUUCCAGGCCAGGCCCUGCGGCCAGCAGAUUGACCAGGUGUGGGGGGUUGGGAGAGAGCAGCACAUCUACAGAUGCCUUGUUUCAGCCAUUGAGGCUCCAUUAACACACGUACUCCCCCUCCUUUUUCCUUUAAAAGCACCCAGAGAGGAAAUCUCUUGUGCCUUUGGGGACUCCUGUCUGUCUGUUGCAGUUUAUGAAGAUGGACCUGGGCUAGGAAAGAUGCAAAGGCCCAUUUUGCGGUUCAGAUGCAUUAGACAACUGCUGGGAUAAUGGACAGGAAGUCAGCACUUCUGUCAUCAGUGGCCUGGAGAGUGGUGGCUUGAGAGGCAGGGCGGGGAGUAGGGUGGCUGAGGCCUGGCUCCAUCUGCAGAGGAAGUGUGUGGGGUGUGAUGAAGUCACUGCUAUUAUGAACACAGAGAGAGGGACUAAGGGACCCUGAGUAAGAUCAGUGUGACUGCUCAAGAUGUACUUUCUAAUCUCAGGGCGGAAUACUUGCAGUGAGUCUUCAAUACGGCCUCAGCCGCUGCGACUGUAUAGAUUGCUCUGAUGAUAUGGUCAUUCUAGAUUUACACAUGCAUAAAUGACAUUUUUAUAUUUCUUCUGGUGGACAUAGUGCAGAAUGAUGAUUGCUUCUUUAUAAUAAAUCUGAUUCCAACUGAU
Mastomys coucha (southern multimammate mouse) is the source of this 4301-nucleotide messenger RNA. It is a transcript of the gene Wdcp, whose product is annotated as WD repeat and coiled coil containing. Lineage: Eukaryota; Metazoa; Chordata; Mammalia; Rodentia; Muridae. Gene Ontology annotation, molecular function: kinase binding. The record is from RefSeq and is a predicted model, not a curated record. Bases 371 to 2503 code for a protein of 710 amino acids. The transcript is spliced from 5 exons.